Pseudo-nitzschia multistriata is the source of this 589-nucleotide messenger RNA. The record is from the annotation of a GenBank genome assembly. NCBI's taxonomy places the organism in Eukaryota, Bacillariophyta, Bacillariophyceae, Bacillariales, Bacillariaceae.
CAAUGUGCUUCAUCCACAACAGUUUUCUACCAUUCGUACGAGCCCACCGUUGGUCAACAAGCAAGCACACAACAAGUGACAACUGCCGCUACGCAACGAAAAGCCAUCAAACAACAAACAAACAAACAAUAGGAACCAAWCGAACACAGGAACARKAAGCAAGCAACCCAUCACAUCCCGUCCCGAAACAAACGCACAAACAAAGCACAAAGCACCAUGGUCGUCCGUCUGCGGCUGCAGCGCUUCGGCCGGACCCACGCCCCCUUCUACCGGAUGGUCGCCGCCAACGCCCGGGCCCCCAGGGACGGGAAGUUCCUGGAGAUCGUCGGAACGUACAACCCGAUCGCGAACCGCGACGGCAUGAAGGAGAUCCGCCUCAAGGAAGACCGUCUCAAGUACUGGCUCGGCGUUGGUGCCCAGCCGUCGGACCGGGUGGCCUGGAUCCUCGGCAAGUUCGGGAUCCUGCCGCCGCCGCCGWCCAGGUUCAACCCCGAAAAGUCCAGGGUCAAGAAGGCGGAGGAAGAAUAGUGCCGUGGGUUCAAAGAAAGAGAGAUGGUUGGGGCGAUUUUCAAGUACCCUKCUGUUAACU